AUGGCAUCUACAGAACUCCCAGAGUCCAUUCUCAUCGUUGGGGGCGGUGUCUUUGGCUUAUCAACGGCCCUUGCGCUCACUCGCAGGCACACCGGAAAGAUCACCCUCGUCGAGUCCUCCCCUACGAUACCCAACCCGCAUGGCUCGUCCGUUGAUGCAUCCCGUAUAAUCCGUGCUGACUACGCCAACGGUGCCUACGCCCGCCUCGCCACGGCGGCUAUCAAACAAUGGCAAACCACGCAAUGGGGCUAUGAAGGCCGAUAUACUCGCAAUGGUUUAGUGUUGGUCUCUUCCGGCGAUGCAGAGGGCAGCCAAUACGUCAAGCGAAGUUAUGAGAAUGUCAAGGCGUUGGACAAGAGCGGAAAAAAAGUUGAGUCUUUACCAACGAAAAGGGACGUGGAGAAUGUGAUCCCGGGCUAUGGUAUGGGCGAAACCGUUGCCGGCGGAUAUGUGAAUUGGGGUUCUGGCUGGGGUGACGCCGAAGCAUCGGUGCGAUUCGCAAAGCAGCUCCUCGACCAGACAAACAGAGUCGAUUUCAGAACCGGCACCGUCAAACGCCUCCUCUUAACCCCAGAGCAGCCAGCCGCAAAACGCAAAGUAACCGGCGUUGAACUCGCCGACUCCACCACCAUCACCGCAGACCUCGUCAUCCUCGCGACCGGCGCAUGGACAGGCCGGAUCGUGGAUCUUCGCGGCCGCGCCGAUGCCACCGGCCAGGCCCUGGCCUACAUCAGAAUCACCGACGAGGAACAAUCCCAACUCGCAAACAUGCCUACAAUCCUCAACUUCACCACAGGAAUGUUCAUCAUCCCGCCGCGCAACAACCUGCUCAAAAUCGCCCGCCACGCCUACGGCUAUCGGAACCCCAAACGCUUUCCCAACCCCUCAUCCAACAAGGGAACCAUAGAAGCCAGCCUCCCCGAAAACGGCCUGCCUAUCCCCCCCGAGGGCGAACACGCAUGUCGAACCGCCCUGCGAGAAAUGCUCCCCGCAUUCGCAAACAGGCCCUUUGUGAAAACGCGCAUAUGCUGGUAUUCAGAUACUCCAAGAGGUGACUUCCUAAUCACCCACCAUCCCUCAUUCAACUCUCUCUUCCUCGCCACGGGCGGAAGCGGCCAUGCAUUCAAGUUCCUCCCCGUGAUCGGAGAUAAAGUCGUCGACGCGCUUGAAGGGAAGCUUGAUCCUGAACUAAAGGAGCUCUGGUCGUGGCCGGAGCUUCUUCAUCCCGUUGGUGCGAAUGGUGAAGUUCCUGUUUUUUGGACAGAAGAUGGAAGUCGCUCUGGCCCCAAAGGGAUGAUCUUAGCGGAGGAAUUGGCAAAAGGUCAAGUGACGAGCAAGCUUUGA
Messenger RNA from Uncinocarpus reesii 1704, 1344 nucleotides. RefSeq lists its product as uncharacterized. NCBI's taxonomy places the organism in Eukaryota, Fungi, Ascomycota, Eurotiomycetes, Onygenales, Onygenaceae. The record is from RefSeq and is a predicted model, not a curated record. Bases 1 to 1344 code for a protein of 447 amino acids. Gene Ontology annotation, molecular function: flavin adenine dinucleotide binding; sarcosine oxidase activity; L-pipecolate oxidase activity. The transcript has 3 exons.